Mizuhopecten yessoensis (Yesso scallop) is the source of this 3941-nucleotide messenger RNA. Its product is annotated as atrial natriuretic peptide receptor 2-like. The coding region runs from base 1 to 3768 and encodes 1255 amino acids. Gene Ontology annotation, molecular function: ATP binding; protein kinase activity; peptide receptor activity. The transcript has 25 exons. Gene Ontology annotation, biological process: receptor guanylyl cyclase signaling pathway; cGMP biosynthetic process; protein phosphorylation. Lineage: Eukaryota; Metazoa; Mollusca; Bivalvia; Pectinida; Pectinidae. The record is from RefSeq and is a predicted model, not a curated record.
AUGAUUUUCAUUUCACCCUCUCAAGAUGGACUUACUGUCACCAUUGGAAUGAUAUGGAUGAAAGCAAGGUCGACAUAUGUCAUGUCGUAUCAACGGACCGCAAGUGCCUUUACCAUAGCGGUGGAAGACGCCAGAAGUCAAGGUUUACUAAUUGACACCGACAUAAGUUGGGAUCGAAGAACAGAUGUGAGUGAGCGAGAUCGCUGCGCACGCACAUGUGCCCUAGAUGGGCCAACCUUUGGAGGGUUUUCUCCUGAAGAGGAAGGUGUUUUUGAUGGUGUUGCUGGUUUUGAUGGUGGUGCUGGUUUUGAUUUUGGUGCAGGUUUUGAUGAAGAUGCUGGUUUUGAUGAAGAUGCUGUUUUUGAUGGUGAUGCUACUUUUGACUGUUUGUUGUUUUUGGUUGGUUUUCGUAUAGUCGUGAAACAGGAUGGGUCUCCCGUGAGGAUUUUCAAUUCCUGUUGGCCAGUCAUGUCUGGGACUUGUGAGCCCCAGGCAGAGAGGGAUAGACACCAUCGGGAACAGCAAGGAAUGUCAAUCCUGGAGACAGCACUACGACCAGACAUAGUGUUGUUACAUGUAUCACCCAGUAAGAAGAAACUAGUGAUAGUGGAACUGACUGUGCCGUGGGAGACAAGAUGUGAAUCAGCGCACGAACGAAAGAAGAGCAAGUAUGCGGAGCUGACAGAGGAGUGUGGCAGAAAAGGCUGGCAGUCAUGGAACUUUCCUGUGGAAGUAGACUGCAAAGGAUUCCCGGCCCAAUCAUGCUGGAGGAUGCUCGGAUCCCUUGGUAUUACGGGAGGAGUAAGGAAGACGGCAGUGAGAGAGUUUGGGAACGAAGCGGAACGGGCAUCACGAUGGCUGUUGAUGCGGAGAGGAGACAGUAGCUGGAAGCCAACCGUCGGAGAAAUCCUGAACUACUUCUCUGAGGACGGGGUGGAGUCGACCGGCCAGGUGGUGGACAUGGUUCUACGGGACAAAGUCGAUCUGGUCUUCGGUCAUCCAUCUUCACGCGCUAACAUCCCAGUUGCGUAUAUGACGUCCCACUACAACAUUCCACACAUUUCUUGGUCCGCCAUAGACGUUCUUUUGUCGGACAAAGAACUAUUCAAGACGUUAGUUCGGACUAAAGGGCCAACAAACAAGGCAGGUAACUCCGUACUGGUGCUCCUUAACCAUUUUGCAUGGACCAGGCUCGGAAUAUUUGGAGAAGAUUACGCAAUUUGUCUGUACGUCACCAACAGCAUCACGCAAGCCUUACAGAAAACAGAGAUAUCUAUAGCCUCCUACACGGAGUUCGACAGGAACACUAUAACGGAUGAGGAUAUCAUCAAAACCUUGAUUAAUCUACGAGACACUGUGCGGAUUAUUGCCGUGUGUUCUGGGUCGUAUUUCCGGAAGAUUGUGGUGUUCGCCUGUCAGCUAGGCAUGUGCAACGGGGAAUAUGUGUUCAUUGACACGUAUGCAAUAACAGGAAGUGCAGAGUACAGUCCCUGGCAAGAAGGCGACAGCAGCGACGACGAUGCUAAAGCGGCCUACCGACACGUCAUUAAGAUUUUGCAAGCACAGUGGAUGGAUGAUGCUUCGAAAGGUCAGGUCGAAAGACUUAUAGCUGAAGUACCUUUGCGCAUGCACGAAGAGCCAUGGAAUAAUACUGAGGCUACGGAUAACGGGUCUGGGGGUUCUAGUAUGGCGGCGAUGGUAUAUGACGCUGCCUUUACCUGGUUUAUGUGGCUGAACCAUACUAUAGAGAAUAAUCUCGAUUAUAGAGACGGACGCGGAAUGUUCUUGUUCACCCAGAACCUCACGUUUACAGGUCCUGAUGGUACUGUGGCUUUUGAUAACAAUGGUGACCGGGAAACGAUUUUUUGGAUCCUUGACUGGAAGAACUCGUCUGGGGUUUCUCGUAUAUUGGCGACUGUCGACAUCACAGCCACCGAAGUUUUCCAAUUAUCGGCAGAACCUGUUUGGUUGACAAAAGACGGGUUGCCGCCCCCAUCUACUCCAGUAUGCGGGUUUGACAACACCGGGUGUCCCCCUACGCCUUAUAGUGAGUCAACUAAUACAAAGAACGUUUAUGAGAGCGAAAUAAGGAAAAUGCUAUGGAAAGUACAAUAUGAAGACAUUUACAAACCCAAGGGUCAGGCCGGUGCUGGUAGUAUGUUUAGCAAGCUGAGUCUGGCUACUGUAUCCAAUAACGGUGAAAAUGAGGGCGUUUAUAUAAGCACGGGCAAGUACAAGGGAGUGACAGUGUCUAUACGGAUGUCCAUGAACCAAACUGUGAUGCUGGCCAGGCAGGACUACGUGGAGCUUCAGGCGAUGAAGGAUAUGACACACGACAACGUGAACCCCUUUAUUGGUGCCUGUGUUGACCCCCCGAAUGUGUGUGUGCUGUUCCAGUAUAGUUCCAAAGGCAGUCUCCAGGAUGUUUUACAAAACGAUGACAUCAAACUGGAUUGGACCUUCAAAUUGUCGUUAAUAUCUGAUUGUCUGGAGGGAUUGAUAUAUUUGUCGGAGUCUGCGUUGAAGUCAUUUGGGAGGUUGAAGAGUUCUAAUUGUAUUGUGGACAAUCGCUGGGUUCUGAAGCUGUCUGACUACGGCAUCUUUGGAUUUGUGGGGUCUAAUACAGAUCAGAGAGAAUAUGAGGAGGAGCGGUAUAAAGCUUUGUUGUGGACCGCCCCUGAGUUAUUACGGUCACCUGUGCAGCAUAGGAAUGGCACGCAAGCUGGAGAUAUCUACUCGUUUGGAAUUAUCCUACACGAAACAUACUUCCGAAUGGGAGUCUUUCCGAUAUCUACAUUAACUGCAAGGGAUAUCAUAUCCAAAAUAAAGGACGGCGGACAGACACUUUGUCGUCCUGAUACGGACAUGAAAUACUCAAAUGACGAGAAACCAGGACUCAUUGAUCUCAUGAAACAUUGCUGGAGGGAGGAGGCAGCAGACCGACCAUCGCACAGUACGAUCAAAAGUAUCAUCAAAAGUCAACACAUUGGAAAGAAAGUCGGAAUACUUGAUGACAUGAUAGCCAGGCUUGAGAAAUACGCCAACAACCUGGAAGAGCUAGUAGAACAUAGAACCAUUGAAUUGUCGGAGGAGAAACAAAAAACGGAUCGCCUUCUCUACAGAAUGCUGCCUCAGGCCGUUGCUGAGAAAUUGAAGUCCGGAAAGUCUGUGGACCCGGAGGCCUUUGAAGCUGUAACGAUUUUCUUUUCGGACAUCGUUGGAUUCACCAGCAUAUCAGCCGCUAGUACUCCUUUGCAAGUUGUUGACCUUCUGAAUGACCUCUACACUCUUUUCGACGACAUUAUCGCCAAGUUUGAUGUGUACAAAGUUGAGACGAUUGGGGACGCCUACAUGGUUGUUGGAGGACUUUCCCGUAAGGGAGGUAAUUCUCACGCGUCCCAUAUAGCUGACAUGUCCCUCAACAUCCUCAGUUCUGUCAUGUCGUUUCGUCUGAGACACAGACCCGAUGAUGAAAUCAGAGUGCGCAUCGGCCUUCACACCGGGGCUUGCUGUGCAGGCGUCGUUGGUCUGACCAUGCCACGGUAUUGCCUUUUUGGAGAUACAGUAAAUACUGCGUCCAGGAUGGAAUCGAACGGAGAAGCCAAGAGGAUCCACAUCAGUAGUGUUACCAAGGACGCUUUGGAUACAUACGGAGUAUACCACAUCAGCCUCCGGGGAGAUCUUGUUAUUAAGGGUAAAGGAGCCAUGACAACAUACUGGCUGAGUGACAAAACCGGAUUCAACAAACCGCUACCAACCACGGAGUAACAAAUAUCUACAUUCACUUUCACAAAGAAGUGAUAUUGUAAAACAAACAUUUUGCUCACCAGAGAAAUAAUAACUAUAUUGUAUGUACCCUCAACUAGUGGUCUUGUAAAACAAACCCCAACUUAGUAACAAAUAUUGUAACCCCACAUAAAAGUGAUUGUAAAAAAAGAAAC